Molecule: messenger RNA, 523 nt
Organism: Musca vetustissima
Lineage: Eukaryota; Metazoa; Arthropoda; Insecta; Diptera; Muscidae
Exons: 1
Source: RefSeq, a predicted model, not a curated record
UAUGAUCAACGUCAAGAGGGUCAAUAUAAUAUUCGUGCCGAUUGGGAUAAUUUCAUGUUCCUGCUGAUACCGGCCAGCGCUACGGAUAAUUUGAGUAUUUUCGAUAUCUUAGGAAAAUCUGGUUCAAGACGUACUCCGCACUCCUCAUUAAAAUCAUCAAAUAAAAAGAAAUAUUCUCCCAGCAAUUCGGGUCUGAAGCCGGCGGAUGGUGGUUCUCUGAAAUAUCGUCAGGCUAUGAAGAAUCCUGUGGAGUAUUUACCAAGGUCCAGUGAAAAAUUAUCACCCUCUUCGAGAGUGGGAGAAUUUAUUGAAGGCCGAACGCCAUAUCAUGGGGACAUAUCUGCCCUGCACGAUGAUGGUGAGGUGCAGUCUCGUUUGAAUCCUGAUAGGCAAGUUGAUGUCCUGCCACCACCUUCAUAUCCUUUGGCCUAUCAGCAUCUGAUGAAACCCUAUUUGGAGGCGGAUUCGACAAUUAUUCAGGUCCUGCCACCGGCAGAAUUGGCGGGCAAUCGGGCUUAUUCAG